GCUUUUUUGAGAUGUGCAGGACUUUCCCGUUCUACCCGAUACGUGUUUAAAAAGAACAAUAAGAGGAUAAUGUCUUGUGUCGUCCCCCUUUAUCUUAAACCCUGUUUGAUACCAGGAUCGUCUAAUGCAAGCUUAACCCUUCAAUUUGAGUAUUGACAGAUUCGUCCGAAGAAAUGGAGAUGCCACUUCCCAUAACCGCAAGUAUCCACAUAGCUGCGCCCCUAUCCUGUAGAACUCCCCUGAUCAAUCCCCGUUCGCUCAACUACCAUAACUGUUGGGCGAGGCUUAGGCACAAUCAUACGUAUGUUCGAGUUGACCCGAGUUCAGAUGUUUGCCGUAAGAGCGCUGAUCACGGCUUGAGCGUUGCGGCUUCCGUUAACAAUGAUUGCCAGGACGCUUCGUUGAAUGGAGAAGAAAUGGGGAAUAUGCUUCAUCGGAGUAUUUGGGAAGAGACGGAUUUCGUUGAGGUGAUUGGAAUAGGGAGUCGAAAAAACACCAUUAUUGACUUCUGCCUGUCAUCUUCUUCAUGUUCACCGGCUUUGAGAUUUUGGAACAUUCUUGUUGAAGAUUCUGGGAAAGUGUUAUUGCACCAGAGGUGUCUGACUGAAGAUAUUAUAGCAGAAGUUGUGGAAGUGCCAUCUUCAUUGAGUUUGUGCUCUAAAGCAAUUAUACUUGUUUGUGGCUAAUGCAGCUUAUGGUGGAGAUAACGUCUUAUCACUUGAUAUUCUUAGGAGAGUAAGAUAUGCUGAUGGACUAGUCAUUGGAAUCAUCCUGAAACCUUUCUGCUUUGAAGGACGAAGGCGGCAGGAUGAGAUGAAUGAAUUGGUUGAUGAGCUACAAAAGCAAGCUAAUUUUUGUAUAGUUAUUGAUACUGAUGCACUUCUAGCAAAAGAACUUCUUACUCUGGAUGAGGCUUUGAAAACAUCAAACAAGGCAGUUUUGAUGGCUGUAAAUGCUAUAUCUGCUCUUGUAUCUGAUAGUUUCACACGGUAUCAAAAUUUACCAAAUAAUUGCUCUGAACUACUCAAAGUGCCACAGCUAUCAAAUAUUCUUGAGGGCUAUAGAGAAGCAAAAAUUGGAUAUGGUGUUGGCUACGACAUCAAAACCUCUAUUUUGCGAGCUGCAUACGAGUGCCCCUUCCUUGGAGUGUCUUUACAGGAAUCAGAUGGUGUGAUUUUAUGUGUUAUUGCAAGUUCCAGUGCACUUGAUUCUCAUGAUGUGAACAUCAUCUGCCAAACUUUUCGGCAAACAACUGGAUGGAGGAGGGAACUUGUAAUAUCAGUUAUUCAUGAAGCCAACAUGGAUGCAAAUUUGAUACUGACUACUCUAAUUGUGUGUGGGUGCAUUGUGCAACAACCAUCAUACAGGAAUAGCUUACUUUUUAGAUUGGCCCAACAUUUCCCCUUCAUUUCUAAUUUCUUCAAGAAGCCUGAUCCUCAUUCUGCUGAAAUGCCUUAUAUGGAUUCCAUGGAUGGUAUGAGGCCCGUUCAAUGUAAGGCUGAGGAUGUACCAUUUUCUGGUAAGGAACUACAAGAGCUAUCUCACAUCACGGGUGAAGAAAAAUUUCUCUCAAUGGGUUGUGAAAGCGGUCCUGUGCAAAGCAAAAUUGCAUUCUCUGCAACUGACUUUUCUGUCAUUGAUGAUGUAAUCAAUACUGAAGGAGGUGUUCCAACUUUCAGAAGAGAGCUACUUACAAGGCAAAACCUACAUCCUGGAUUUGAAAUCCGACAAGGCGGGGUGAAAGAAGGCACUGAUGACCUGGAAACCUAUGAAUCUGAUGUUAGCAGAACAUUCAGACUCCCUGUGGGUGUAAAACAAUUAGAGCAAUCAAAAAAUGGUUCAACUGCCUCAAACUCCUUAAACUGGACAGAAUGGAUGACUGAUGAAAUUAAAAGGGCAAAAACUCCGGAUGAUAAGGGCCGCAUCCCUUGGUAUAGAAUGAACCCUGACAGUGAGUCUAUGUUGGUAGUGGACAACCAUGCUACAAUAGUAACACAAGGAGAUCAGAACAAUUUUUCGAAGAACAAGGGAGUUCUCUCAGUUCGUGCAGCCUCAAUGCUGGAAUCUGAACGAGAUACACAGAAGAAGUGGAUUCCUGUAGUUGAACUGAAGUACAGGGGAGGCAUAUACAGAGGACGCAUCCAAGGAGGACUUCCUGAAGGAAAGGGACGUCUGUCUCUUAGAGAUGGAAGCGUAUAUGAUGGCAUGUGGCGCUAUGGAAGGAGGUCAGGGCUUGGCACAAUGUACUUUAGUAAUGGUAACAUCUACCGCGGUUCAUGGAGGGAUGAUUUGAUGCACGGGAAGGGAUGGGUUUACUUUCACACCGGGGAUCGCUGGUUUGUUGACUUCUGGAAGGGAAAAGCAAAUGGAGAAGGGCGUUUUUAUUGCAAGAAUGGUGAUGUAUCAUUUGGCCACUUCAAAGAUGGAUGGCGGCAUGGUCAGUUUCUUAAUUUAAUCAUUGAUGGAACAAGUCACGCACGCCUCCUGCACUGCCACUUCUCCUCUUUCAUGUCUGCAUCUCCCUUCUCUCCCAUCUUCAGAUCUACAACAUAGCUCUCUCCCAUGGAUUUCAAUGGCGGAAAAAUUACACUAUCUCCGGCUGCCAACUUCACAUCUACAACGCUACUAGUUCUCGCCGGUCCUCCAGUCUCCGGCGCUGCGACGGUCUUUGAUCUCCGCAUGAAAUUUUGACAAAAAUCUACAUCAGUCUCGCCGGAAUCUCGCUGGAGGAGAAGGUGGCACAAAGUGAGAAGGCGGCACCGCCGAAUAAAGCGCCGGCGGCGACCACGCCUGAUGAGGCGGACUGCUACGGACGAUUUCAGAUGUGCGGCCAGGUGUUGCGGCUGGAUUUCAAUUGUGGUGGCGUCCAACAGCCAGCGGCGUCAUUGAGCUGUCUGCAAUUAUUUUGGGGUAGCACGCCAGCACAUCUCUGGAAAACUUGUGCUCCGUAUUAUUGUUUUGUUUUACUACGGUAUUGUAAUACUCCGUAUUCAUUAUUAAUAAAGAAAUCAGUUAUUCAUUAAGGGUAGUUUAGUCAACCCAUGUUUUUUUACUCCUAAACAACUUUAUAGUCCUACUUUUGCACUUUUAGUAUGUUUUACUCCUACUUUUGGAAUU
Molecule: messenger RNA, 3117 nt
Organism: Cuscuta epithymum
Lineage: Eukaryota; Viridiplantae; Streptophyta; Magnoliopsida; Solanales; Convolvulaceae
Source: the annotation of a GenBank genome assembly